AACGUGAGACCGAUGGUCCUCCCAGAUCGUCAGAUUUUUUUCAUUUUUAUUUUUGCUUGCUUUGCUCUGACCUGACGUAGUACUCUAUUACAUUUAGUCAGUACAGUACUAUACUAGUAAAUCGUUGCGUGCGUGGAACCAACAGCCGCCGGGUAGCCGGAAUUCGUGAGACUUUUCCCCGAUAAAUCCCCAUAAAUCCAGCCUUGCAGUGGGCAAUCAGCAGGUGCGCAGGAUUGAAAUUGUGGCAACAGAGAGGAGAACAGGAAGAGGAGGAGGGGAGAUGACGAUGCUGCAGCGGUGGUCGUCGUCGGUGUGGAGCAUCAGCGGGAGCGGGCGGGUGCUGUGGGCGGACAAGGCGUGGCGGGCUCACGCCGCCAUGGCCUUCACGCAGCUCGCCUACGGCGGCUACCACGUCCUCACCAAGUCCGUCCUCAACGUCGGCAUGAACCAGAUCGUCUUCUGCGUCUACCGCGACCUCGUCGCGCUCGCCCUCCUCGCACCCGUCGCCUUCUUCCGCGAGAGGAGGGUGCGGCGCCCGGUGACCCCUCAGCUCCUCGCAUCCUUCGCUCUUCUGGGCGUCACUGGGAUCUUCGGGAACCAACUACUGUUUCUGCUCGGCCUCAGCUUCACCAACGCCUCCUACGCUGCCGCUUUCCAGCCCGCGAUACCCGUCUUCACAUUUCUCUUGGCUGCAAUUGUUGGUGUUGAAAUGAUCAACAUCUUCACAAAGGACGGGAUAGUCAAGGUUAUUGGCACAGCUGUGUGCGUCUUCGGUGCCAUUCUGAUGGUUUUCUACCGAGGCCCGUCAUUGAUUGGUCUUGCAGGCACCAAUGCCGUGAGUGGCAAUGUGCUGGCCGGCACAUCAUGGAGUAACACUCCCUAUCCUGCUCAGUGGCUGACAUCAACCAUGCUCCAAUUUGGUUUAGAAACCUGGCACAUUGGUGUUCUAUGCCUUAUAGGCAAUUGUUUCCUAAUGGGGGCUUAUCUUGUCAUACAGGCACCGGUGCUGAUAAAAUAUCCUGCGAGCUUAUCCUUGACAGCUUACUCUUAUUCAUUUGGCACGAUCUGUAUGGUGUUGACCGGGGUAUUUGCAUCCAAUGGGCUCCACGAGUGGGCACUGACAAGAACUGAGAUAAUAGCUAUUCUAUAUGCUGGAAUUGUUGCAUCGUGUCUGAACUACGCAAUCAUGACUUGGGCAAACAAAAUACUUGGACCUUCUCUGGUUGCGCUCUACAAUCCGCUCCAACCGGCAUGUUCUACCAUCCUCUCAACUAUUUUCCUUGGCACCCCAAUUUAUCUUGGAAGCAUCAUUGGUGGAGUCUUCAUCAUUGCUGGUCUGUACCUGGUUACCUGGGCUCGUUACAACGAAGCGCAGAGAGUACUUAUGGUUGGUUACUUGAACCCUCUUCUAGUGGAGGAUGCAUCAGCUCGGAAGACACAGGAAUGUUCCUCCAGUGACUCCAUUGGUCCCUAGGCCAAGAGGAGAGCCGUCUCCGUUCGCUUCAGAACAGCAGCAGCAGAAUUACAUCGCAUAUUAGUAUUGGAGAUUCUUCAUAGAAAGUGUGCAGUUACGAUUUGUAUCAUUGGAUUAAGUUUGAUCGUCAGGACGAUGUGGAGAUCCCAAACCCAGAUACCCCGAGAACACAAGGUGGAACAUAAGCAAGCGGCAGUCAAGUGAUCGUUUCACUCCAUCAGUUGUCUUCACAGGUCCAGGAUAACAGCAGGAGGAACAACUUCAGCGAUGAAAGCAGUUUCUUCUUUUAGGCCUGGUAACUGACGCUGCCAAUACGUGGAGCUACUUCUGUACCAACAAGACAACUGUUCUUCUGUAAAGAUCAUCAAAACAUACUCCAGAUUUGGUGAUCCAGAACAAUAGGUUUUUGGAGUAUUUGUACAGUGAUUUUGUUGUGUCUAUCUUCUGAUCGUUUCUGUUACUUUGGUGUCCCCAGUGUUUGUUAAAUAAUCUUAAUUUUUGGACGCUGGGUAAAAAUCUACAAGGACAACGAUCACGUGUAAAUUAGAGUUAAAUACAACUCCAGGCUUCCUGUUGUACAAGCGCAUAUGUUUUGCAUGAA
This is a messenger RNA of Brachypodium distachyon (stiff brome), 2075 nucleotides long. RefSeq names its product WAT1-related protein At5g45370. Lineage: Eukaryota; Viridiplantae; Streptophyta; Magnoliopsida; Poales; Poaceae. The record is from RefSeq and is a predicted model, not a curated record. The coding region runs from base 281 to 1474 and encodes 397 amino acids. The transcript has 8 exons. Gene Ontology annotation, molecular function: transmembrane transporter activity. Gene Ontology annotation, cellular component: plasma membrane.